UGCAGCCGCUUUUAUUACGCCGUGUGAAAACUGGUCCGCGAGACAGCGCUUCGCGCGGCCCAUGGACGCCAGCGACCUAAAGUUUGUCUUUGCCGUGUGCUCGAUGCGCGCGGAGUGCGGACCGUGCGUACGUCGCGUUCGGCCGUUACUUUUGUUGCCGUAUUAGCGACAAGUUCGCUGCAAUUUUUGGUGACGAGUUUGUGGUGCGUUGACAAUCCGCGCAUUCGUUUAUUGGGCAUUUAGCGACAGGUUCGCUGCCGUUCUAGCGACGAGAUCGCUGUCGUUGCGACCACCUCGUGGUGCGUUUCGCUUUUAUUAUCGUCUUCGACGUCGUUCCGGUUAACGUCGACCUGUUGUGCGACCGCAUUCGUUGUCGCGCGUUCGCCGUUGAUAUUAUUAUUAAGUAUGUCCCGCGGACGACGCGCCGCUUCCAAUGCCGUGAUUACGUCAUUUGCGCAUCACGUAAAUCCGGUCACUCGUCAUCGUCCGGUGUCUCCGUCAACAGCCGCCGCCGUCCCCCCCGUUCACCUGCGUGUCAACGACAUCGUCGCCGCCGAUACACUGCCGAUCGAUAAACUACAAUUUGGAAGAGACGACUCUACAUUCAACAUGAUCUUGUGUAGCUGUAGUUUCUGUCAAUUACAACAAGUAUUUUUAGAAUAUCAUCGUCUGAAUGGAAGAGAUUUUGAAGAUGUUAUCAACAGUGAAUUUAUUGUGAAUAUUAGAGCAGUCGUGAAAUCAGUAAGAGACAAAAUUACAUACUUGGCCAAUCGUUUGAUGUUUGCAAGCACACCUUGUUUUGGCUCAGAUGACAGACCGUUGAUUUGUAUAAUUGCAACUCGUUAUGAAAUUAAAAAUGCUUACAUGUCGAUGUAUAGGAGUUCUUUGAAGGCUGAUAUUGGGGACAAUACAUACUGUGAAUACAAAAGAUGUCUCAAGGCACUAGUUUUAGGCUGAAAGUAAUAAUAUUCAUACAAUCUUAUUUUACAGUGUUCUAUUUAUAUAAUCAUUAAAACAUUUUACUCCUUUCAAAUUAUUUAAUUUUAAAAUCUGAAAUUGAUAUUUACUUUUUUCAUUUUUCCUUUUGCAUUUAAUAUUGAUAUUGUAUACAAAUAUAUUUUUACUCAUUCUUAAAGCAAAACUUAAAUUAUGAUAACUAAAUUUCAUAAUUUAUUUAUUCUUUUUUAUCUAAUGGAAUUAUUUAAAUGCAGGUAUUUGAUAUAUUAAUUUUUAUUAUGUCAAUUUUUAAGAUUCUUUUUUUCGAUGUGUUAAUAUUUUCUAUGUUUUUCUAUGUUGUUAUUUACUUAAACCAAAAUUAAAAUUUUUUGCCGAAUCUGGUCGAUAUUUUAUACUACAUAAAACUAAAUAUAUGAAAAAUUAUAUUAU
This is a messenger RNA of Acyrthosiphon pisum (pea aphid), 1386 nucleotides long. Its product is annotated as annexin B9. The transcript has 4 exons. Gene Ontology annotation, molecular function: calcium-dependent phospholipid binding; calcium ion binding; phosphatidylserine binding. Bases 406 to 957 code for a protein of 183 amino acids. The record is from RefSeq and is a predicted model, not a curated record. NCBI's taxonomy places the organism in Eukaryota, Metazoa, Arthropoda, Insecta, Hemiptera, Aphididae. Gene Ontology annotation, cellular component: vesicle membrane; cytoplasm; nucleus.